Prunus persica (peach) is the source of this 5163-nucleotide messenger RNA. RefSeq names its product probable phosphoribosylformylglycinamidine synthase, chloroplastic/mitochondrial. The transcript is spliced from 5 exons. The record is from RefSeq and is a predicted model, not a curated record. Bases 379 to 4617 code for a protein of 1412 amino acids. Gene Ontology annotation, molecular function: phosphoribosylformylglycinamidine synthase activity. Lineage: Eukaryota; Viridiplantae; Streptophyta; Magnoliopsida; Rosales; Rosaceae. Gene Ontology annotation, biological process: 'de novo' IMP biosynthetic process.
AAAACAGAGAUCAUUGUAAGAAAACCCCCAUACAACCCAAAACGUACCGUUUCAUUAAAACAGCCUCGUCUUUUACCAAAAUUUCCCUCCAGCCUUUAGGGUCUCUCUCUCUCUCACUCACUACACUCCAGUCCCAUCGCGCCACCUUCUUCCCAAUCUUCCCAAAUUCUUUUCCCUUUUUCAUUUCUGUUUCCUCCGACUCUCUCGCCAUUUCAUCACCCCAAGGGUUUUACUUCAUCCCAAAACCCUACUUCAAGGCUCAACUAUGGCAGGCCAGUAAUUGGCAGACACACCCAUAACGUACACCGUGUUGUUGCCUUCUAAUAUUUGUCGACUUCCACACCCGGCUGCUCAGUAAUCAAAUUGAAGGUUUAGGUGAUGGCUGGUGUUCGGGAAAUAACGGCUGCUGCUGAAUUCUUACAAGGUACCAAUAGGCAGAGCCUGUUUUUGCAUAGAAAUUCUUUUAAAGGAAGAAGCCAUGUGCUUUGGGGCACGGUUCAGGGUCGAAGUUCAGAAUUGGGUUUUGCUAAUAGGAGAGGUGUUUCAUUGAGGUGUCGUGCACAAGAAAAGCCCAGAGCGGUUGUUUCUGGUGGUGUGAGCAGUUUGGUAGAUGAGCAAUCAAGCUUGGUUGAGAAGCCUGCUGCGGAAGUUAUUCAUUUUUAUCGGGUCCCGCUUAUGCAGGAGAGUGCUUCAUCUGAGCUUCUCAAGACAGUUCAGACAAAAAUUUCAAAUCAGAUAGUUGGUUUGAAAACUGAGCAGUGUUUCAACAUUGGGCUCGAUUCGCAGCUUUCUAGUGACAAGCUUCCGGUUCUUAAGUGGCUUCUUCAGGAGACUUUUGAGCCUGAGAAUUUGGGGACUGAGAGCUUUCUUGAAAAGAAAAGGCAGGAAGGACUGAAUACAGUCAUUGUUGAGGUUGGGCCUCGGUUGUCAUUUACAACAGCCUGGUCUUCCAAUGCUGUCUCAAUUUGUCGAGCAUGUGGAUUGAUAGAGGUGACUCGUUUGGAACGGUCAAGGAGGUACUUGUUGUUCAGUAAGGGAACACUACAAGAUCAUCAAAUUAGUGAGUUUGCUGCAAUGGUUCAUGAUCGGAUGACUGAGUGUGUGUAUACUCAGAAGCUUGUUUCAUUUGAAACGAGUGUAGUUUUGGACGAAGUUCGUCAUGUACCUGUCAUGGAGAGAGGUCGGAAGGCAUUGGAGGAGAUAAAUCAGGAAAUGGGUUUAGCAUUUGAUGAGCAAGAUCUCCAAUACUACACUAGGCUAUUCAGGGACGAAAUCAAGCGGAAUCCAACAACAGUUGAACUGUUUGAUAUUGCACAAUCCAACAGCGAGCAUAGCAGACACUGGUUUUUUACUGGUAAAAUUCUUAUAGAUGGACAACCUAUGGAUAGAACUCUAAUGCAGAUUGUGAAGAGCACUUUGCAGGCAAACCCAAACAAUUCUGUGAUUGGGUUCAAGGAUAACUCAAGUGCAAUCAAGGGCUUUCUGGUGAAACAAAUGCGACCAGUUCAGCCAGGUUCAACAUGUCCGUUGAACAUAGCUAUUCGGGACCUUGAUAUUUUAUUUACUGCCGAGACACAUAAUUUCCCAUGUGCUGUAGCCCCUUACCCUGGUGCAGAGACAGGUGCAGGGGGUCGAAUUAGGGAUACCCAUGCAACUGGAAGAGGGUCUUUUGUUGUAGCAUCUACAGCUGGUUAUUGUGUUGGGAAUCUCAAUAUGGAGGGCUCUUAUGCACCUUGGGAAGAUCCAUCUUUUACAUAUCCAUCAAAUUUGGCUUCACCUCUGCAGAUACUCAUAGAUGCUAGCAAUGGUGCAUCGGACUAUGGAAACAAAUUUGGUGAGCCCUUGAUUCAGGGCUACACUAGGACAUUUGGAAUGAGACUCCCAAGUGGUGAUAGACGAGAAUGGUUGAAGCCAAUCAUGUUUAGUGGGGGCAUUGGGCAGAUUGAUCACACCCAUAUAUCAAAGGGAGAGCCUGACAUUGGAAUGUUGGUUGUAAAGAUUGGAGGCCCUGCUUAUCGGAUUGGAAUGGGGGGUGGGGCUGCAUCAAGCAUGGUUAGUGGCCAGAAUGAUGCGGAGCUUGAUUUCAAUGCUGUACAGCGUGGAGAUGCGGAGAUGGCACAAAAACUUUAUCGUGUGGUUCGUGCCUGCAUAGAGAUGGGGGAGGAUAACCCAAUCAUUAGCAUUCAUGAUCAAGGAGCUGGUGGAAACUGCAACGUUGUUAAGGAAAUUAUAUACCCAAAGGGUGGCCAGAUUGACAUCCGGGCAAUUGUGGUUGGUGAUCACACAAUGUCUGUCUUGGAGAUAUGGGGUGCAGAAUAUCAGGAGCAAGAUGCAAUCUUGGUGAAGCCUGAAAGCCGCAGCCUCUUGCAAUCAAUAUGUGAAAGAGAAAGGGUUUCUAUGGCCGUAAUUGGAACAAUAAAUGGUGAGGGGCGUGUUGUUUUAAUUGAUAGCGUAGCCAUUCAGAAGUGUCAAUCCAGUGGACUCCCUCCCCCUCCCCCUGCAGUCGAUUUGGAGCUUGAGAAAGUACUUGGUGAUAUGCCACAAAAAAGUUUUGAAUUCCACCGGAUGGCAGAUGCACGAGAGCCACUUGAUAUUGCACCUGGAGUCACAGUGAUGGAUUCUCUUAAGAGGGUAUUGAGACUUCCAUCUGUUUGUUCAAAACGCUUCUUGACAUCAAAAGUAGACAGGUGUGUUACAGGUCUUGUAGCACAGCAGCAAACUGUGGGCCCCCUGCAAAUUCCACUUUCUGAUGUUGCUGUAAUCGCUCAGACUUUUACUGACUUGACUGGAGGUGCAUGUGCCAUUGGGGAGCAGCCAAUUAAAGGUUUGCUGGAUCCAAAAGCAAUGGCGAGAUUGGCCGUUGGAGAAGCACUGACAAAUCUUGUUUGGGCAAAGGUCACUUCUCUGUCUGAUGUUAAAGCAAGUGGAAAUUGGAUGUAUGCGGCCAAGCUUGAUGGGGAAGGAGCAGCUAUGUAUGAUGCUGCUAUAGCUCUAUCAGAUGCUAUGAUUGAACUUGGCAUUGCUAUUGAUGGCGGGAAGGACAGUCUUUCCAUGGCAGCUCAUGUUGCAGGUGAGGUUAUUAAGGCUCCUGGCAAUCUUGUAAUGAGUGUAUAUUGUACUUGUCCUGACAUAACAAAAACAGUAACCCCCGAUUUAAAGCUCGGGGAUGAUGGCGUGCUGCUUCACAUUGAUUUGGCAAAGGGAAAGCGGAGGUUAGGUGGGUCUGCUCUUGCUCAGGUUUUUGACCAAAUUGGGAAUGAGUGUCCUGACAUUGAGGAUGUUCGUUAUCUUAAGCGAGUUUUUGAAGGAAUUCAGGUCCUUCUUGCUGACCAAUUGAUCUCUGCUGGUCAUGAUAUUAGUGAUGGUGGGCUAUUGGUCUGUGCCCUUGAAAUGGCAUUUUCUGGGAAUCGUGGCAUUACCUUGGACUUGACUUCACAUGGGAAGGGCCUAUUCCAAACACUUUUCGCUGAAGAACUUGGUCUGAUUAUCGAGGUAAGCAGGGAAAACUUGGAUUUGGUAAUGGAAAAACUAAGCAGUGAAAGUAUUUCUGCUGAGAUCCUUGGACAAGUUAGUGCCACACCCUCAAUAGAAUUAAAGGUUGAUGGGGUAACACAUUUGAAUGGGAGUACUUCUUCCCUGAGGGACUUGUGGGAGGAAACUAGUUUUCAGCUGGAAAAAUUUCAAAGAUUGGCUUCUUGUGUGGAUCUAGAGAAAGAAGGGUUGAAAGAUAGGCAUGAGCCUUUGUGGGAAUUGUCUUUCACUCCCUCUUUCACAGAUGAAAAGUAUAUGAGCAUUGCAUGCAAACCCAAAGUGGCUGUAAUUCGAGAAGAAGGCAGCAACGGGGACAGAGAAAUGGCUGCAGCAUUUUAUGCUGCUGGUUUUGAACCGUGGGAUGUUACAAUGUCAGACCUUCUUAAUGGAUCCAUAUCACUGCAUGAAUUCCGUGGAAUUGUGUUUGUUGGAGGUUUUAGCUACGCUGAUGUGCUCGAUUCUGCAAAGGGUUGGUCUGCUUCCAUUCGAUUUAAUCAGCCCCUUCUAAAUCAAUUUCAGGAGUUUUACAAGCGACCAGACACUUUUAGUCUUGGUGUUUGCAAUGGCUGUCAGCUUAUGGCUCUUUUGGGGUGGGUUCCAGGUCCUCAAGUUGGUGGAGUGUUAGGUGGUGGUGGCGACCCUUCACAACCCAGGUUCAUUCACAAUGAGUCGGGACGGUUUGAAUGCCGGUUCACCAGUGUGACAAUAAAGGACUCGCCAGCUAUAAUGUUUAGAGGAAUGGAGGGCAGUACAUUAGGUGUGUGGGCUGCCCAUGGUGAGGGAAGAGCAUAUUUCCCUGAUGACGGUGUUCUUGAUCGUGUGCUACACUCAAAGUUGGCACCAGUAAGAUAUUGUGAUGAUGAUGGUAACGAGACAGAACUUUACCCUUUCAACCUCAAUGGCUCUCCCUUGGGAGUCGCGGCAAUUUGUUCUCCAGAUGGGAGGCAUCUUGCGAUGAUGCCUCAUCCAGAGCGUUGCUUCUUAAUGUGGCAAUUCCCAUGGUAUCCCCAGCAGUGGGAUGUGGACAAGAAAGGCCCUAGCCCAUGGUUGCGGAUGUUCCAGAAUGCCAGAGAGUGGUGUUCUUAAGAAAAAGUGUUUCUUUCCGUACAAGGAUGGUUCUUUCUGUAAUUGUCAUCUGCCAGAAAGCAUUCAAAUUACUGCAGUCAGAGAUUUCCUGACCAUCCGGCACAUCAUGUGUUCUCGUAUGCAUGAGGGCGCUUUACAUUUGUGUUUCCGACAUGAACAUGAAUUUUGUUCCCUUUAUCAUUAUGAUACUACAGAUGAGGAUGAUGAUGACUGAUCUGAAUCUAUUGCAUCAUCUGCAACAGCAGGAAGUGAGGAUCAAAACAUCUUCUUAUGACAGUACCGAAUAGAGAUGUAACCCGAAGUAAACGCAGAGUGAGUUUGGCAAUUGUGUUAGUGUCUAUUCUAAAUAUAUAAAUACACAAGUCUCAGUUAAACUCGCUGAGCAUUGUGAAUCUCAGAUGAUAGUAGGUACAGGGAGGAUUUGUUGCGAUUUUGUCUGCUUUCUGAAUUUACAAGGUUGCUUCAACUUAUAUUCUAACUUGCAUUGAAAAAACAUCAAUUUGUUACAUGAUUCUUUUCGUUACAUAUAAAGGGAUUGAACCUUAA